Molecule: messenger RNA, 311 nt
Organism: Pelodiscus sinensis (Chinese soft-shelled turtle)
Lineage: Eukaryota; Metazoa; Chordata; Testudines; Trionychidae
Source: RefSeq, a predicted model, not a curated record
UGGAGCUCGCCCUGGGCCGUGCUGCCCAUCUGCCUGGCCAUCUGUGGCAUCCUAGGCACCACAUUCGUGGUGGUCACCUUCGUGCGCCACAACAACACGCCCAUCGUCCGGGCCUCGGGGCGGGAGCUGAGCUACGUGCUGCUGACAGGCAUCUUCCUGAUCUACUCCAUCACCUUCCUCAUGAUCGCCGAGCCGGGCAUGCUGGUGUGCGCUGCCCGGCGCCUCUUCCUGGGGCUGGGCAUGGCCCUCAGCUACUCGGCCCUGCUCACCAAGACCAACCGCAUCUACCGCAUCUUCGAGCAGGGCAAGAA